Closterium sp. Naga37s-1 is the source of this 1497-nucleotide messenger RNA. The record is from the annotation of a GenBank genome assembly. NCBI's taxonomy places the organism in Eukaryota, Viridiplantae, Streptophyta, Zygnematophyceae, Desmidiales, Closteriaceae.
AUGGAUAACCCCGAGGAGCACGAGGCAAAAGCGGAGGAUCUGGCAGCACAGCAACACGAGGCGUACUAUCAGCAGCAGCAGCAGCAUCAACAGCAGCCGCAGCAUCAGCACUACGGCCAUGACGCUCACUCGUACGAUCACCAGCAGUACCACCAGCAGUACCAGCAGCAGCAGCAGCAUGCUCAAGCGGCGCAGGCGCACUAUUAUGGGUACGACGCGAGUCACGCGCAGCAUCACGCGCCCCCCCAUUACCCCCACCACCAACCCCCUCACCACGCUUACGCUUAUCCUCCCCAACCCUACCCUCCCUCCGCCUACAACCCACCAAAUCCCUACCAGCCACCCCCCCAGCCCGCCUAUCCGCCCGCUCAGGACUCCGCCUUCCCCGCAAAUUCCCCGCUCGCCGCCUUCUUCGAUCCGCGCGAGCCUCCGCCAGCCGCGGUGGCGGCCCCGGCGAGCGAGGAGGUGCGCGGGCGCGUGGAGAAGGCCGUCGAGUACGCCGCGAAGAACGGGCCGCAGUUCGAGGCGCUCAUGCGCGACAAGCAGCGCGGCCAACCCGCGUACGCCUUCCUAGAGCCGGGCGGGGAGGGCGCGGACUACUAUCGCUUCCGCCUCUGGUGCGCACUCUCUGGCGCGGGGGGCGCGGAUGCUGCUGCUUGGACGGAGGGGAAGAGUGCACCUGAUGGGCAGGCGGAGCAAGCCGUGGGGAAGCAGGGGGAGGCAGACGGGGAGCGGGGCAGCGCGGAAACAAAGGUAGAGGGGGAGCACGAGGGGGAGAAACAAGCAGAAGAGGAGGCGCCGGGCGCGGAGCACGCGCAGACCAACUCUGAAGCCCCUCCUGCGGCCCCUCUUUCCGCCAAUUUCACCCCUCCCCUUCCCCCGGAGCCCCCGCAGCCCCCCACGGCCCCCCCCGCGACAGACCCAGCGGACGUGGCGCUGCAGGCGGCGGUGGCGGCGGCGGGGCUGCCAGCGGACGUGGGGGGCGAGGCGGUGGCGCUGCUGGCGGGGCUGAGCGGCACCAAGGAGGCGAUCAAAGGCGGCAAGGCGUGGGUGGCGUGGCGCGCCGCCAUGGGGUGGGCGCCCCACAUCGCGUGGGUGCUGAGGGAGCGCAUGGCGGCGCUGGCAGGGCAGCCUGAGCGGCAGCUGCAUGUGAUCUACCUCGUCAACGACGUGCUCUUCAACAGUCUACAGCAGAGGCCACAGCCGGGGGCGGUGGACGCGGUGGCAGCAGCGCUGCAGCCGUGUUUGGGCUUCAUGCUGGCGGCGCUGUUCCACGGGGGGGGCGACGCGCAGAGCAGCAACCAGGAGCGCCUGGGGAAGAUCCUGGCGUUCUGGGCCAGCAAGGAGGUGUACCCGGGGGAGGCCAUGGCGCACCUGGGCGCGCUCAUGCGCCUGCCGCCCCACCAGCACCCCCCCAUGCCGCCCCCCCUACCACCUGCUGCACCUGCUAUGGACUACCACGCUGCAGGCGAGUGGAACGGAGUGUGCGUGCUGUAA